Thunnus maccoyii (southern bluefin tuna) is the source of this 2571-nucleotide messenger RNA. RefSeq names its product UBX domain protein 7 (gene ubxn7). Gene Ontology annotation, biological process: proteasome-mediated ubiquitin-dependent protein catabolic process. Gene Ontology annotation, molecular function: ubiquitin binding. NCBI's taxonomy places the organism in Eukaryota, Metazoa, Chordata, Actinopteri, Scombriformes, Scombridae. The transcript has 11 exons. The record is from RefSeq and is a predicted model, not a curated record. Gene Ontology annotation, cellular component: nucleus. The coding region runs from base 2 to 1621 and encodes 539 amino acids.
CAUGCGCCACAUUUAUGUUGUUGUUUGUGGCGGUAAGAUGGCGGCGCUCGGAGACACCUCAGCUCCGGGGGUGAACGGGUUAAUACAACAAUUCACAGCAAUAACAGGGGCCACAGAGAGUGUUGGAAAACAUAUGUUGGAAGCAUGCAACAACAACCUGGAGAUGGCAGUCACCAUGUUUCUGGAUGGAGGCGGGAUAGCAGAGGAGCCCAGCACCAGCUCUAGUUCGACAGCUUCGAGCAGCAGAGCUCCCCCCUCAGAUGAAGUUCGAGCGCCCAUUCCCCAGAAGCAGGACAUACUGGUUGAACCAGAACCGCUGUUUGGAGUGCCAAAGCGAAGAAGACCCGCUCGAUCUAUAUUUGAUGGCUUCAGGGACUUCCAGACAGAAACAAUCCGCCAGGAACAGGAGCUGCGUAACGGUGGCACGGUGGAUAAGAAACUGAGCACCCUGGCAGACCUUUUCCGUCCUCCCAUUGAGCUCAUGCACAAAGGCAGCUUUGAGACGGCAAAAGACUGCGGCCAAAUGGAGAACAAGUGGUUAAUGAUCAACAUUCAAAAUGUUCAGGACUUUGCCUGCCAGUGCCUGAACAGAGACGUGUGGAGUAACGAUGCAGUGAAGACCAUCAUCAGAGAACACUUCAUAUUCUGGCAGGUAUAUCAUGACAGUGAAGAGGGACAAAGAUACAUCCAGUUCUAUAAACUGAACAAGUUUCCCUAUAUUUCCAUCCUCGACCCCCGUACAGGUCAGAAAAUGGUGGAGUGGAACCAGCUGGAUGUGGCAUCGUUCUUGGAGCAGGCGUCUGGCUUCCUGGCAGAGCACGGGCAGCUCGACGGACCGUCCUGUCACGCACCCCCUGCCAAACGAGCUCGCUCUGAGAGUCUGAUUGAUGCCAGUGAAGACAGUCAGCUGGAGGCAGCAAUCCGAGCCUCCCUACAGGAGACCCACUAUGAGUCCUCAAAUGUCCCUGACGCCCCAGAUUCCCCGCGAUCAGAUGACGACUCUGAUGCAGAGCCUUUCUCUGACAGCGAGGGUCCCAUCUCUGUGGAUGGCUCGGACAGUGAAAUGCCAGAACCCCAGGAAGAGAAAAGUUCUGCCAGCAAACACACCCCAGCCCCUCCCACCACUUCGGCUCAGCAACGUCUUCACCCCGAUAAUUCGUCUUCUUGCCACAGAAAGUCUCCCUACAAAGAAAACAACCACAAUCACAAGAAAGAGGAGAGCAAAAAGAACCACCUGGAGCCCUCAGCUGCCGUUCCUCGUCAUCCUCCGCCUGACGCAGAUUCUGUGGGGAACUCCUGUACAGCAACAGCUGAAAGCGCGGGGCCUUCAAAAAUCAGCACCACCAAAACCUGUGACGUAGACUGCCCUGAUGACAACGGUCCCAAGGCCAGAUUGAUGCUCCGUUACCCAGAUGGACAGAGAGAACAAAUUUCCUUGUCUUCUAAAGCAAAACUUUUGGCACUGGUAAGACACGUCCAGUCCAAGGGCUACCCUAACGAACGCUUCGAACUUGUCACCAACUUUCCCAGAAGGAAGCUCGCCCACUUGGACUAUGACAUCACACUGCAGGAGGCGGGGCUUUGUCCACAGGAGACUGUAUUUGUGCAGGAGAGGAACUAGCCUUCCCAGACACACUCACUUUUUGCUUGUCUGUAUCUCUCUGGUAGACCUCAUCCUUUCACCAAUGAUCUGGGACGAUGUUACCGGCCUUUAUCACAUAACCUUCUGUUCACCUGGAAUUAGGCCCCUGUUUUUUUUUUUUUUGUUUUGUUUUUUGCCAAGACAACUGUUAGUGGAUGGACUACUUUCCCCGCCAUUUCACUAUUCUGAAUACUGACGUCUCUACUGACAGCCUAAUCCUAAUGUAGUGUUCUACAUUUGGCCAGUAAGGUGUUACGGAUGCCAGCACUCUGAUUUUUUUAAUGUGAUAUAUUCUGUUCUGAUGCGGGUCUCAUGUAGUUCUGGUCGUUGAGGCACAUCAGGAUAGAAUACAUAUAAUAUAGCUCAUAUUCAAAUAAAAAAACAAAAAAUGAUGGAUCACUAUUUGAUGAUGAGGCACCAGGGACUUGUAAAAACAGACUUUUACCUCCCAGAAAGGAUGUUAAAUGUCAGAGUUUAUUUUCUAGAUCUUCUUGUUAUCUUCUGUACCUGGGAACAGGUAAAGGGAGGCUCAUUCUUGUUUAUUUUGACCCAAAUUUGGUCUGACAUGGUCAUUGUUUGAACAAUUGUAAUUAUUUGGGAGGCAGGGAUAUUAAGAGAAAAGGUUCGCACAUUACAAGUCAAGUAAACGAGUCAGAUAUCCGUGACACAUAUCUGACAGAAUUGGGUCAAUCUGCACAUUUUUACUCAAGUUUCUAUUGGUUAAUAGGAGACUAGAAGAUUGUUUUUGGAUUUCAACUUUUGAUACAGAAGGGAAUGAAUGAAGGGUGGUACAUCUCAUCAGUCGGACCUACACUGUACAGAGAUGGCUUAGAGAGACUGAUAUUUAGCUGUAGUCAUUGUUUCCUUUCUUUUUUUUUAUAUGCUGCCAAGAAAAUAUGCUGAUGUUGAAAUAUAACCACCAAAACCAA